AUGGCUGCGGGGCUCCCCGCCGCCCUCCAGCCCGGAAAAUUCCUCGCAUCGGGCAUCAGCCUCCACUCCCACCCGGGCUUUUCCCAUCUGCCUAACGGUCUCUACCCAUCGUACAUUCCCCUGAGCCACCUUGAACCUCCCAGUGCUGGCAGUCCGCUCCUGGCCCAGCUGGGACAGCACAGCCUCUUUGAGUCGCAGAAAGAUGGAUUCUACCUGUCCAGCCAUGCUGCAGGCCAGUCUGCUUUGCACCCGCAACCUCCCCUCUCAAGAACAGUGGGCAGCCACACAUCGAGCACUUUGCUCCGGGAAAAGGACCUUGGGCAGCUGCACAAGAGCUCGAAAGAAGGCCUGAAAGAGCCCGGUGGGAAGGAGCGAGCAUGCCGCAGCGAUCUGUCCCUGCCCUUUGCCAAGAAGGAGAGCAAGCCCAAGGAGGAGCCCCGACCCCGCAGUGUGGUUGACCUCACACAGGACACCAAGCCCGACAGCGACCGGAAAGUGAGCGUGGUGGAGAAGGCGGCGAAGGUCGGCGAGCAUCUCUCACCUUUCCUGGCCGAGCACAUGCCAAAUCGGGGCGCAGGCAGUGGGGAACCCAAGUCCAAGAACCCGCUGCAGAGCUCCUCCCUCAGCAACUGCAACAGCGGCGGGGACCCCCUGCUGAAGGUGCUGGGUGCCGAGCAGGACCGCUGUGCCAAGGAUCCCGCUCGGCACGAUGAGAACAUGAGGCCUUCUGCGCACGCCCACGCGGAGCGGCUGAAGCGGGGGGAGCCCCUCGUGCCCUCCGUGGGCGCUUUGCACAUCUCCUGUAGCUGUCCAUCCCCACACCCCUCGCAGACGGGGAAGAUGACGCCGGCCACAGCAUUCCCUCCGCAGCCCGUCCAUUCCAGCAUGUACACCAUCUUCCCGCCGGCCAAGGAGCUGGGGAGGGAGCACAAAGUAAUCGCCCCCACCUUCGUGCCUUCGGUCGAAGCCUACGACGAGAGGAGCGGGCCCAUCCAAAUCGCCUCCCAGGCCCGUGACAACAAGGGGAAGGACAAGGACCUCGGCAAGGUGGGGGUGCUGCAGUCACCCACGGAGCGGUGCCUUGCAGAUGCCUCCCGCACACUCUUGUCCCAGGACUUUUCUUGUCACAGUGAUGCCAAAAGGAUGGAGGUUCUGAGAGAGAAGGGUUCGGUGAUCAGGACGAACUCCAUGGCGCUGAAGAGACAGGUCACUUCAGAGCCCUUCCUCAACCGGCCGGGGCUGGGCUCUCCAGAGAGCAGGGAGUUCCUGGCCUCCAAGGAUUUGCUGAAGCUGAGUCCGGAGGCAGAGCAUCGCCCCUGCGAGCGGGACCGCUUCCAGCGCUCCAGCUCCAAAGAAGCAGCAAAGGUCUACGGCACUUUGGACUCUUCCCGGCAGCACCUGGACCAUGGUCAGCUGAAACCGCCCGAGCAGAAGUGGAAGCCCUUUGAGAUGGGCAACUUUGCCACCACGCAGAUGGCGGUGCUGGCUGCUCAGCACAACCACGUCAGCCGGGUGGAGGAGGAAGCCAAGAAGGUGUACCUAGACCCCAGCGGAUUGCCGCGCUCCUCGGUGGUGGGCUCACGGGGCGAUGUGCUGCACCCCGCCUCGCACAGCGAGGGCUCGGCCAUGCAGAGCCUCAUCAAGUACAGCGGCAGCUUUGCCAAGGAGACAGCGUCCCGGCAGAGCUGCGGCAAGAAGAGCCCCUUUGGGGGUUUGGGCAACGUGAAGUUGGACUCUGCACAGCUGGGAGCAUCCAAGGUGCAGCAGCUGCUGCUGCAGCAGCCUGCGAAGCAGCUAAAGAGGGACCCCGAGAGACCCGAGAGUGCCAAAUCCUUCGGCCGUGAGAGCAUCGGCUCCCAGGGCGAGGUGGAGGUGAGGCACUUGCCUGUUGGCAUUGCUGUGGCUGUGGCCAGGCAGAAGGACAACAGCAGCAGCAGCAGCAGCAGCAGCAAACUGGGGCCCAGCUUGGCAGACCGGGAUCGCUCACUGUCUCUCAGCAGCAUCAAAGGGCACGGACGCUCCGAAGAUGACUGUGGGGAUGAGAGGAGCCGCCACCGGGACAGCCACCUCCUGGCAGGGCGCUUGGAGCGGGAUCAGGAGAAGCUGCUCAGAGAAAGCAAGGAGCUGGCAGAUUUUGCCCGAAUCCACCCGUCCAGCUGCGCCACGAACGGUUUGAACUCCAACCUGAUGGUGACGGGAGGCCCAGCGCUGGCGGGCUCCGGGCGCUGGUCUGCAGACCCCGCCUCGCACCUGGCUGCCCAUAAGCAGGACUAUGUGGUUUGA
Ficedula albicollis (Collared flycatcher) is the source of this 2283-nucleotide messenger RNA. RefSeq names its product trinucleotide repeat-containing gene 18 protein-like. The transcript has 5 exons. Bases 1 to 2283 code for a protein of 760 amino acids. Lineage: Eukaryota; Metazoa; Chordata; Aves; Passeriformes; Muscicapidae. The record is from RefSeq and is a predicted model, not a curated record.